Messenger RNA from Vitis vinifera (wine grape), 2309 nucleotides. RefSeq names its product serine--tRNA ligase, chloroplastic/mitochondrial. Gene Ontology annotation, molecular function: ATP binding; serine-tRNA ligase activity; tRNA binding. Lineage: Eukaryota; Viridiplantae; Streptophyta; Magnoliopsida; Vitales; Vitaceae. The record is from RefSeq and is a predicted model, not a curated record. The transcript is spliced from 13 exons. Gene Ontology annotation, cellular component: mitochondrion. Bases 319 to 1929 code for a protein of 536 amino acids. Gene Ontology annotation, biological process: mitochondrial seryl-tRNA aminoacylation.
CUAAAAAUCAAAAGGGCCACCCACUUCUCUCACUCGGGCAUCAAGAAGCCCUUCUGAAGUUGCCCUUCAGACGAGAGAAUCCCUAAAAAGGCCCUAUUUUCUUCUGCCACUCUCAGUCCUCGCAGCUCUCAUAAACACGAGUUCCUUCCACCUCUUGACUCGGUUUCUCAAUUCACGAGUUCAAACUCCCCUGCUAAGCAGAGAUGCGUAAAAACCCUAGGUUACAUAGAGGUCCAAGUUUCCCAUCUGCUCUCUCGUACAAGCAAGUUCUGACUACCGAUUCAGUGGUACUUCGAUUUCAUAGGCAGGGGGAGCAGCAUGGGUUUGCCGUUGUGUUUGGGCAGCUCCACCUUCCAAACUCUGAAGCUCACUACUAUUCCGAUCCCAUUCAGACCACUUGUGUCGAGGACCCUCACCCUAAAUCUGCUGCUUUACCGCCAUAACUGUUCCCAGAGACCUCCAUUUCCAUUCCAGGCCAGAGCAAGAGCACCUUCAGCUCCAGAUGUCCAGGCCUCUCCGGUUGCGAACUCUAAUGAUAAAGUUGUGAAGCCUCAAUGGAAGGCUGCAAUUAACUUCAAGUGGAUACGAGACAAUAAAGCUGUUGUUGCCAACAACAUAAAGAAUAGGAACUCCAAUGCUAAUUUGGAACUUAUACUUGAGCUCUAUGAGAGAGUUUCAAACCUUCAAAAGGAAGUUGAACGUCUUCGUGGGGAACGGAAUAUAGUUGCAAGCAAGAUGAAAGGCAAAAUGGAACCAUCUGAGCGUCAGAAACUAAUAGAAGAAGGAAAGAAUCUGAAGGAAGGAGUUAUGAAUUUGGAAGAAGACUUGCUUAGGCUUACUGAUGAGCUUCAGCAGGAAGCCCAGUGUAUACCAAACAUGACUCAUCCAGAUGUUCCAAUUGGAGGCGAGGAUUGUUCCACAUUAAGAAAGAUGGUUGGAAGCCCACGCAAGUUUGGCUUUACAAUCAAAGAUCACCUUCAACUUGGAAAAGAACUAGAUCUUUUUGAUUUUGACGCUGCUGCUGAGGUCAGUGGGUCAAAAUUCUACUACCUAAAGAAUGAGGCAGUAAUGCUAGAGAUGGCCCUCAUCAAUUGGACCCUCUCAGAAGUCAUGAAAAGGGGUUUUACACCGCUAACCACCCCAGAAAUUGUGAGAUCCUCUGUUGUCGAAAAAUGUGGGUUUCAACCUCGUGGAUCAAAUACCCAGGUUUACUCUAUCGAGGGUAGUGACCAGUGCCUCAUCGGCACUGCAGAAAUACCAGUGGGAGGAAUUCAUAUGGAUUCUAUUCUUGCUGAGUCCCUGUUACCUUUGAAGUAUGUGGCUUUUUCCCAUUGCUUCCGUACCGAGGCUGGUGCUGCAGGGACAGCGACAAGGGGCCUUUAUCGAGUUCACCAGUUCACCAAGGUGGAGAUGUUCAUCAUAUGCCAACCAGAGGAUAGUAACUCCUACCAUGAAGAACUCAUUGGUAUUGAAGAAGACCUCUUCUCGUCACUGGGAUUGCAUUUUAAAACUUUGGAUAUGGCUUCUGGGGAUUUAGGUGCUCCUGCUUAUCGUAAGUAUGAUGUGGAGGCUUGGAUGCCAGGUUUAGGACGGUAUGGUGAGAUAUCAAGUGCAUCAAAUUGUACAGACUAUCAAAGCCGCCGUCUGGGAAUACGAUAUCGUCCAUCGGAAUCAUUAUCUAUGAAUCCUAAGAGGGGCAUGAACCUUGCUCCAACACAGUUUGUGCACACAUUAAAUGCAACGGCCUGUGCUGUCCCGCGGAUGAUUGUAUGUUUGCUUGAGAAUUACCAGCAAGAAGAUGGCAAUGUUAUCAUUCCAGAGCCAUUGAGGCCCUUCAUGGGUGGGCUUGAGCGUAUAACUCCUAAAUCCUGUUUUACCUUUAGCAGCGGAGCUUCGUUGUUGGAUAACCGGAUUUCCACAGAAGCCUAGCCUUUCUUGUGCACCUCCAUUUUGUUCACCCUUGGGUCGGGGUGACCUAUUAUUGAAGUUGGCACAAAGCUGGGGUGAACUAGCAAACGGAUAAAGAGACGUAUUUCCAUCAACAUCUGUCUCAUUUAUAAUAUUGCUGCCCCAAGAACUUUUGUGGGGUUAGAAGUUGGAAGGCUGUUAAGCAACUAAAGAGGGGUCCUUGGGUCCUUUGGUUUUUCUUUUGCAAUUUAUCUUUUUCCCUUCUCCAAACAGUUGUAUUUAUUAUAUAUAAAUAUAUAAUCGCAUCUUCCUUUGGUGCCUUUGAAGGGCUUAGCGGAGAGUGGUGGAUACAAUCCAUUUACUAUUACAAAUUUUGUCAAUUAAAUAGAUGAAUUUCUUCA